UAUUCUUAUAAUCAUACAAAAUGAGUUUGAAUGAGGUAACCCAGGCCCAAGCGGUCACUGUGAGUUUACAAGAACUGGUCGAUGGCACCGUUUCCUUCGACGCUCUGACAGAGGCAUUUGGCCCCUCUUCACUUGGAAUAAUCAUCGUGAAAGACCUCGAUGUCAAAUUCCAACAACUGCGCUCUGAGGUUCUUUCCAAUGCAUCCUCCCUCGCCGCUCUCCCUGAGCACGAACUAGAAUCCCUCACCAGCCCAACAGCAAAAUACCUCGUCGGAUGGUCCCGCGGCAAAGAAACACUCCGCUCCGGCCACUUCGACACCCUCAAAGGCUCCUACUACAUCAACUGCGCCUUCUACCAAAACCCAUCCCUCCAGUCCGCCCCCGCAGAUGACUUCCCUGAUGCAUCCGAGUACACGACAGAUAACAUUUGGCCGGACGCGGAGCGACUACCUAGGUUCCAGGAGAGCGUCGAGGAACUGUGUAAUUUGAUCAUUGACACCGCGGCGCUGGUGGCUAGGGCUUGUGAUCGGUAUGCAAGGGCUGAGAUCGAGGGGUAUCAGGGGGGUUAUUUGGAGAGGGUUGUUAGGACGAGUUUGACGACGAAGGCGCGGUUGUUGCAUUACUAUCCUUCCAAUGAUAGCAGUGAUGGCGAUGGCGAAUCCAGGGACAGCGGUGAAGCCGACGACGACGACUGGUGCGCAACACACCUCGACCACGGCUGCCUAACAGGCCUCACCUCAGCCAUGUUCCUCAACGAAGCUUCACCCCCACCCCUAACCGAACUCCCCACCUCCCCAGAUCCCCGCGCAGGCCUGUACAUCCGCUCGCGAACAGACCAAAUCGUCAAAGUCAACAUCCCCAAAGACUGUCUUGCUUUCCAGACAGGUGAGGCGCUGCAGUCGAUUACGCGGGGGAAGUUCCGGGCCGUGCCACAUUUUGUUAAAGGGACUAAAGGGGGAGAGGGGAGGAUUGCGAGGAAUACGCUGGCUGUGUUUACACAGCCGAAUUUGGGGGAGGUUGUGGAUGCGAGCUCGGGGAAGGUGUUUGGGGAGUUUGCGAGGGAGGUUGUUGAGAGGACUUACUGAUUUGAUUUGAUAGUAGAGCAGAGCAGUAAAUUGAUUAUU
Messenger RNA from Aspergillus glaucus CBS 516.65, 1124 nucleotides. RefSeq lists its product as uncharacterized. The transcript has 3 exons. NCBI's taxonomy places the organism in Eukaryota, Fungi, Ascomycota, Eurotiomycetes, Eurotiales, Aspergillaceae. The record is from RefSeq and is a predicted model, not a curated record. The coding region runs from base 21 to 1085 and encodes 354 amino acids.